Molecule: messenger RNA, 2850 nt
Organism: Nerophis lumbriciformis (worm pipefish)
Lineage: Eukaryota; Metazoa; Chordata; Actinopteri; Syngnathiformes; Syngnathidae
Source: RefSeq, a predicted model, not a curated record
AUGGUGCCACCGCACACCACACACCCGGGUCUGAUCAUCCUGUGGUGGGCCAUCCUCAGCAGAGGCACCGUAUCCCCCCCAUCCCUUCCUAUUAUCCUUAUUCUUUUCACUAUUCUUCAUUGUCAAGCCGCCAAAGUGGAGAGUGUGAUUGCAGAAGGGGGUGCUUCUCGUUUCAGUGCUUCUUCGGGGGGAGGAGGUGGUAGGGGUGCACCUCAGCACUAUCCCAAGACUGUCGGCAACAGCGAGUUCCUGGGGAAAACCCCAGGGCAAAGCGUUCAGAGAUGGGUUCCUUCACGAAGCACUAGACGAGAUGCCAACUCCAGCAACGAAAAAGAGCGGCAUGAUGCGAUCUUCAGGAAAGUGAGAGGCAUACUCAACAAACUCACCCCUGAUAAGUUUGACAAGCUAUGCCUUGAGCUCCUGAACGUGGGCGUAGACUCCAAACUCGUCCUUAAAGGUAUCAUCUUGCUGAUUGUGGACAAAGCCCUAGAAGAGCCCAAGUAUAGCUCGCUCUAUGCUCAGCUAUGUCUGCGCUUGGCAGAGGAUGCACCAAACUUUGAUGGCCCUUCAACUGAGAUCCAAACCUCCCAAAAGCAGAGCACAACCUUCAGAAGACUGCUGAUUUCCAAGCUUCAAGAUGAAUUUGAAAAUCGCGCCAGAAAUGUUGAAAUCUAUGAUAAACAUGACAACCCUCUUACUUCUGAGGAGGAGGAGCAGAGAGCCAUUGCCAAGAUCAAGAUGCUUGGCAACAUUAAAUUCAUCGGGGAACUUGGCAAACUCGACCUCAUCCACGAAUCUAUCCUUCAUAAGUGCAUCAAAACACUUCUGGAAAAGAAGAAAAGAGUCCAACUUAAGGAUAUGGGUGAGGAUCUGGAGUGUCUCUGUCAGAUAAUGAGGACUGUCGGGCCUAGACUCGACCAUGAGAAAGCAAAGUCUUUAAUGGAUCAGUACUUUGGCCGUAUGCGAUCCUUAAUGAACAACAAGGAUCUGCCAGCGAGGAUCCGCUUCCUGCUGCAAGACACAGUGGAGCUGCGAGAGAACAACUGGAUCCCCCGCAAGGCUUUCCUUGACAAUGGACCAAAGACGAUCAACCAGAUCCGACAGGACGCAGUGAAGGAUUUGGGCGUUUUCAUCCCAGCACCUAUGUCGCAGGGCAUGAGGAUGGACUUCUUCCUGGAAAGCCCCUUCAUGCCCAACAGAAUGAAGCUCGACAGGGAGACGCUAGGCGGAUUGGCCGACAUGUUUGGACAAAUGCCGGGCAGUGGGAUUGGGACAGGACCAGGAGUCAUUCAGGACAGAUACUCGCCCACGAUGGGACGUCAUCGCACCAACCCGCUCUUUAACGGUCACAGCGGCCACAUCGCUCCUCAGCCGCAGUCACAGUUCGACAUCGGGCCAAAGUCGUCUUUUGUGAAGUCUAGCCAGGUCCAGAAUCAGCAUUUCCUCAGCCAGAGUCAGAACCACGCGGCCCAGCAGCAGGCCCAGUCAAAGGACUUGCCCCCUCGCUUCAGCAAGAAAGGACAGCUUAAUGCAGAUGAGAUUAGUCUGCGACCGGCUCAGUCAUUCCUCCUCAACAAGAGUCAGGUUCCCAAACUCACGCCGCAGAUCCCCUCAAUGAUGCCCCCUAGCGCCCAGCCACCUCGCACGCAAACUCCACCCCUGGGGCAGCCACCUCAGCUUGGUUUAAAAACCAACCCGCCGCCCAUUCAAGAGAAGCCUCCUAAAACCAACAAGAAACCACCCCCUGCUCGGGAGGAGUUACUAAAGAUGACAGAGGCGGCCAUGAGCGAGUACUUUACCAGCAAGAACCUAAGUGAGGCGGUCAGCAGUGUCCGUGAAAUGAAGGCCCCUAAGCACUUCCUGCCAGAAAUGCUGAGCAAGAUUGUCGUGUGCUCGUUGGACCGACCCGAUGAAGACAAGCAGCAUGCCAGCACCCUUAUCCACGCGCUGCGCCUUGACGGACUCAUUACAGCCGAGAAUUUCAUGCAGGCUUUCCUCAACGUCCUGGACCAGUGUCCCAAGAUCGAGGUGGAUGUGCCCCUGGUUAAGUCCUACCUGGCCCAGUUCGCAGCACGUGCAGUCAUCGCAGAGCUGCUGAGCGUGGCUGAGCUGGCGCACCCGCUAGAGAACGGCACCCACUUUCCGCUUUUCCUGCUCUGCCUGCAGCAAACCGCUAAACUCAAGGACCGCGAGUGGCUCACCGAUAUCUUCCAGCAGAGCAAAGUCAACAUGCAGAAGAUGCUGCCAGAAAUUGACCAGAACAAGGACCGUAUGCUGGAGAUCCUAGAGGGCAAAGGCCUGAGCUUCCUGUUCCCGCUGCUGAAGCUGGAGAAGGAGCUGCUGAAGCAGAUCACCGCAGACCCAUCUCCACAAUCCAUUUACAAGUGGAUCAAAGACAACAUCUCCCCCAAGCUCCACACUGACAAAGGCUUUGUCAACAUCCUCAUGACCAGCUUCUUGCAAUACAUCGCCCAGGAGCUGUGCGUGUCCGAGGGCGACGAGCAAUUAUCGGCCCCUCCUAAGGAGCAGCUGGAGCAGGAGAAAGCGCUGCUGCUGGCCUUCAAGCCAGUCAUGCAAAAGUUCCUGCACGACCACACUCAGCUGCAGGUCAGCGCCCUCUACGCUCUGCAGGUGCACUGCAACGCCAACGGCUUCCCCAAAGGCAUGCUGCUGCGCUACUUUGUCAAUUUCUACGACAUGGAGAUCAUUGAAGAAGAAGCCUUCCUCGCAUGGAAAGAAGACAUAACGCAGGAAUUCCCAGGAAAAGGAAAAGCAUUGUUCCAGGUCAAUCAGUGGCUCACGUGGUUGGAGACAGCCGAGGAAGAGGAGUCUGAGGACGACGGCGAUUGA